Molecule: messenger RNA, 1952 nt
Organism: Sitodiplosis mosellana (orange wheat blossom midge)
Lineage: Eukaryota; Metazoa; Arthropoda; Insecta; Diptera; Cecidomyiidae
Gene: STUB1
Product: E3 ubiquitin-protein ligase CHIP
Exons: 5
Coding region: 484-1350 (288 amino acids)
Biological process (GO): protein quality control for misfolded or incompletely synthesized proteins; protein polyubiquitination; proteasome-mediated ubiquitin-dependent protein catabolic process
Cellular component (GO): cytoplasm; Z disc
Molecular function (GO): protein-folding chaperone binding; ubiquitin protein ligase activity
Source: RefSeq, a predicted model, not a curated record
ACUAAACUUCAACUCGAACUCGCUUUCAGUUUCACAACACAAAUUCGACAUUGAGUUUCCAGAAGCUUUCUAUCCGCGAAAUACAGAAUAAUAGAAAUUGUUUUCAGUUUUCGUACGUAUACUCACGACUAGGCGAUAAAAUCUGGGCAUUUUUUUUUCAUCGACUGAUGUCAAAGUUCGCAAUCGUAGCAUUGAUGAUGGGUUGUUGAUUCAUCUAUAUCAAAUCGUUCGAUUAGAUUGUGAGUCACACAUAAUUUGUGAAAAGUGUUUUUUGUUGGGAGAAGAAAAAAACAAGCAAAUUGAAAGACAGACACGAAAAAGAAGAAGUGGAUCAACAAAGUAUUUUGUGUGCGAAGCGCAAGCUGUCAAAAAAAAGUAGUACGGUAUUGAGUCGCAGUAAAUAUUUCGACCGAAAUAAGGUGUUUUCACUUUGUGUGUGGUGAAGACAAAAUUCAAUUAUCAUUGCGUUUGUGAUUUGGUGAAAUGAGCAAGCACAUGUAUUCGACAGCAAAUUUAAGUGACGUUGAGCUGAAAGACCAGGGCAAUCGGUUAUUUUCAUCGCGAAAAUUUGACGAUGCAAUCAGCUGUUACAGCAAAGCAAUCAUAAAGAACCCAUCCAAUGCGACGUACUUCACUAAUCGAGCGCUAUGCUAUUUGAAGCUCAAGAAAUGGGAACAAUCAUGCCUGGAUUGUCGUCGUGCUUUAGAUAUGGAUCAGAAUUUGGUGAAAGGUCACUUCUUCUUAGGUCAAAGCUUGUUAGAAUUAGAAUACUACGAUGAAGCAAUCAAACAUUUACAAAGAGCCUGUGAUUUGGCGAAGGAGCAAAAGCGAAACUUUGGCGAUGAUAUUGCAUUGCAGUUGCGUUCUGCACGAAAAAAACGUUGGAAUGUUCAGGAAGAGCGUCGAAUAUGCCAAGAAAUCCAGCUGCAAUCAUAUUUAAACAAAUUGAUUCAGGAAGAUAUGGAGAAUCGAUUGGCCAAGCUCAAAAACGAUGACACGAAGAACGAAGAGGCUAUCAAGGAGGAGUCCGUUGAAAUCGAACAAGAAUGCGAAAACAACAUGACUGAAUUGAACAAUGUAUUCGCAAAAAUCGAUGAUCGACGUCGAAAACGUGAAGUACCGGACUAUCUUUGUGGCAAAAUUAGUUUCGAAAUUCUAGCUGAUCCUGUAAUAACGCCAUCAGGCAUCACAUACGAACGAAAGGAUAUUGAAGAGCAUCUACAACGUGUCGGUCAUUUUGAUCCGGUCACACGGGUUAAACUCACACAAGAUCAAUUGAUACCAAAUUUCUCGAUGAAAGAGGUUGUCGAUGCCUUCCUAACUGAAAACGAAUGGGCUCAUGAUUAUUGAAAAGAGAAUGCUACCACACUAUUUUUUUAAAGAGAAAAAAAGAAAAUUCAAUAUGAUAGAAUUUUUUUUGUAAUGACCGAGUGCUCUGUGAUGGCGAAGGUGUGAAAUGUAAUUGGUGUACAUAUGUACAUACUUUGGUUGUGGCUUCAAACAUCAUCAUAAUGGUUAUAAUACUUUUUUUCCGUUUCCAAUGUGUACUCUCUUUCUCGUUUUAUAAAUAGAAUUGUGUGCACUAGUUUAUCCAAUUCUCAAGCCUAAUAUUAAUGUUCCAGUUUAAACUCAACCAACAAAUUUAUUCUCAAUUUCUUUUAUCACAUUCGAUUCGAUAUGAAUGCGAUGAUUCUAGAAGUCGAUCACUAUUUUUCUGUUCUGGGCAACUCGGGCAUGCGAUUUGAGAAAAAAAUGGUUAAAAAGGUUUUACGACAAAUCAAUGUUAUUUAAAUACCUGAACUCUAAUGAUUACAAUUUAUUUACAUACAAAUAGAAAAGAUGAUAAAUGGAAUUUAAGUUUUUCAAUGAAUUUCGCUCCUUUGUUCACAACAAUUGAACCCACUUUGAUUUAUUGUAUUAAAAAUAAAUAAAUCAAGUAAAACGUGUAUCAA